Messenger RNA from Rotaria sordida, 2853 nucleotides. The record is from the annotation of a GenBank genome assembly. NCBI's taxonomy places the organism in Eukaryota, Metazoa, Rotifera, Eurotatoria, Philodinida, Philodinidae.
AUGCAACAUGGAACUUUAAUACUUGAAGAUGGUUCUGAAUUCAAUGGUUUUAUAUUUGGAGCGUCAGCUAAUGCUACCGGUGAAGUCGUCUUUCAAACUGGUAUGGUUGGUUACAUUGAAUCAUUGACUGAUCCAUCUUAUUGUGGACAAAUUCUAGUUCUUACUUUUCCACUUAUUGGCAACUAUGGUGUACCCGAUGAAAAAGCUGUUGAUGGUUUUGGUAUACAGCGAUGGGUUGAAUCAAAUAAAAUUCAUGCAUCAGGAUUAAUUGUUAGUGAUUAUACAGAACAGUAUAGUCAUUGGAAUGCUGUUGAAUCUCUUUCAUCAUGGCUAAAAAAACAUAAUAUUCCUGGUCUUUAUGGAAUUGAUACACGUACAUUAACUAAAAAGCUUCGUAACCAUGGAACAAUGCUCGGAAAAAUUGUUAUGAAAGGAACUGAUCCAACAUCAAUUCAAUUUCAAGAUCAAAAUGAAGCUAAUCUUAUGAUACAAGUUUCUAUUCAAAAACCAUAUGUAAUCAAUCCAACAGGAAACAUAUCUAUUGCUUGUAUUAAUUGUGGUAUGAAAAAUAAUCAAUUACGAAUUUUAUGUCAACUCGGUGGAAAAGUAACAGUCUUUCCAUGGAACUAUCCUGUUAAGCCAGAUGAAUUUGAUGGUUUAUUUUUGAGUAGUGGUCCCGGUGAUCCAGAAAUUCAAUGUCCAGAAACUAUUAAAAUUAUUAAAUCAUGGAUUACAAGUGAAAUUAUUAAACCGGUAUUUGGUAUUGGUCUCGGACAUCAAUUAAUGGCUUUAGCUGCUGGAAUGACAAUAAAAAAACUUAAAUAUGGACAUCGAGGUCAUAAUCAACCAUGUUUAUUAGAAGGAACUCCAUAUUGUUUUAUAACAUCAGAAAAUCAUCGUUUUGCUGUUCGAACAUUAGCUAAAGAUUGGAGUGUUUUAUUUACAAAUCAAAAUGAUCAAUCAAAGGAAGGCAUUAUUCAUGAUUCAAAACCAUUUUUUAGUGUUCAAUUUUAUCCAGAACAUUAUACUGGAACACAUGAUACAAAAAAUUUAUUUGAAAUAUUUCUUGAUAUUGUUCAAUCAUAUAAAUCAACUAAACCAAUUAAUGCUGAAAAGUAUUUAGUUGUACAAUUAACAAAACGUGUUAGUGAUGCUAAUGCACCACCACCAGCAUUUUGUAAGCGAGUAAACAAAGUUUUAAUAUUAGGUGGUGAUGGUUUAACUAUUGGACAAGAAGGAGAAUUUGAUUAUUCUGAAAAACAAGCAAUUAAAGCAAUGAAAACAGAAAGUAUUAAAACUGUAUUAAUCAAUUCAAAUUAUGAUAUAGCUGUAACAUCAAAAGAACUUUCGGAUAAUGUCGUAUCUGUACCAAGAACACCAACUUGGGUUGAAGAAAUUAUUGAAUUUCGUCGUCCUAAUGGUAUUCUACUUAGUUUUGGUAAAGAAACGGCAUUAAAUUGUGGUGUUAAAUUACAUGAAGAAGGUAUUCUUCAAAAAUAUUCAUGUAAUAUAUUAGGAACACCGAUUCAAUCAAUUCAAAUUACUUUAGAUCGAUGUUUAUUUACACAAAAAAUGUCUGAUAUUGGAGAAAAAGUUGUACCACAUAAAGUUGUUGAAUCUCUUGAAGAGGCAUUGAUAUCAGCUGAACAAUUUGGUUAUCCAGUUGUUGUUCGUGCUACUUUUCCUGAGAGUCAACGUAUAUCAUGUUAUGUUGAUAAUCGUGAAGAAUUAAUUUCUUUAGUUCCUUCAAUAUUAACUGAUUUAUCACACUCAUUAAUUGAUAAAUCACAAUCAUCAAUUGAUAAAUCAAAAUUAUUAAUUCAUAAAACACUUAAAGGUUGGAAAAAAAUUGGAUAUGAAGUUGUUCGAGAUCAAUAUGAUAAUUGUAUUGUUAUAUGUAAUAUGGAAAAUAUGGAUCCAUUACCACUUCGUACUGAUUAUUCAAUUGUUAUUGCACCAAGUCAAACAUUAUCAAGUGAUGAAUAUAAUUUAUUACGAAGUGUAUCAAUUAAAGUUGUUCGUCAUUUGGGUAUUAUUGGUACAUGUAAUGUACAAUUUGCAUUAAAUCCAUUAUGGAUGGAAUAUUAUAUAAUUAAAGUAAAUGCAGGGUUAUCUUGUUCAUCUGAAUUUGCAUCAAAAGCAACUGGUUAUCCAUUAGCAUAUAUAACAGCUAAACUUGUACUUGGAUUAAAUUUAGUUGAAUUGACAAAUAAUAUAACGAAUCAAACGUGUGCUUGUUUUGAACCAAGUCUCGAUUAUAUAGUAAUUAAAAUUCCAAAAUGGAAUUUAGAUAAAUAUGAUCAAUAUUCAAACAAAAUCGAGAGUAGUUCAAAAAAAAGUACCGAUGGAGUUACCGAUGGAGUUAUCUCCAUCGGUAGAUCAUUCGAGGAAGCUUUUCAAAAUGCUCUACGAAUGGUCGAUCACGACAUAAUUGGUUUUCAUUCAGAUGCACCAACUAUUGCAGAUGAAGAAUUAACAAUUUGUCGUGCUGAACGUGUUCUCAAUUUUGCAACAGCUAUUCGUCAAGGGUAUACAAUAGAACGUCUAUUCGAUUUAACAAAAAUUGAUCGAUGGUAUUUAUACAAAUUUGAAGCAAUUAUUAAAUUUAUUGUUGAACAUUCUCAUCCAUCAACUAUUAAACAUAAAUUCAUUUUACGUGAAGCAAAACAUUUAGGCUUUUCCGAUCAACAAAUUGUUAAAUAUUCACGUAUUACUGAACUUAAACUUCGUGCAUUAUAUGACCAAUAUGGUAUUCAACCAUUUCGGAAACAAAUUGAUACACUUUCAGGUGAAUAUCCAGCAGCAAUAAAUUACAUUUAUUACACUUAUGAUGGACAGGACGACGAUACAUAA